Molecule: messenger RNA, 4146 nt
Organism: Plasmodium falciparum 3D7
Lineage: Eukaryota; Apicomplexa; Aconoidasida; Haemosporida; Plasmodiidae
Biological process (GO): chromatin organization
Molecular function (GO): DNA binding
Source: RefSeq, a predicted model, not a curated record
AUGUUUUAUGUACCUCAAAACAUUUCAAACAUAUCCAACAGAAUUAAUAAAUAUAAAAUAAAUUACUUGACAACAUGUAGAAGUUAUAAUAAGAUAUUCUGUUUAAUACAUAAGUCGAUAAGUAGUUCUAAAAGAAAUAUAAACAACAUAAGAACAGUGGAUACAUUUACGGAUAAACAAAUAUAUGAUGAACAUGUUAAGUUGCUGAAAUGUGUUUUAAGACUUGAAAAAGAUUUUCUUUUUAUUUUAAAGAGUAAGAAAAAUAAAGAAUGUGUUAUAAAUUCUAAUAAUAUAUAUUAUAAUAAUAAUAAUAAUAAUAUCAUAAAUUAUGAUCAUAGUACAAAAUAUAAUGGUGAUAAUGGUGAUGAUGAUGCAGCUAUUGAGAAAUGUAGCCCGCCUUUACUUAAUACUAAUGAAAAGAACAUAAAAAAAAAUAAAAUUUUAUUAUAUAAUAAGAUAAAGAAAUUAAUAGAUAAAAAAUGUAAUAAUAUAAUGAGCAUAUUAUUGAAUAAAUCAUAUUUUACAGUAUUAUUAUCAUGUGUUAAUAUAAUAAGAAAUAAAGAUAUUUUUAAUAUAUAUUUGUUUAAAUGUUUAUAUCUUAAUAAUCAAUGGAUACAUAUAUUAAAUUAUAACAUGGUAGUAUCUCUAUUUUUAAACGUAUCUACAUUAUAUUGUGAAGAAGAAAAAAUAAAUAAAUACCGUAAUACGUAUCAUAAGCGUCAUCCGUAUCAUAUUUUAAUAUAUAACUUUUUAUGUAUAGAAAACAUUUGUAAUGUAUAUAAAAAUAUACUACAGGUUAUUAUACCACUUCUUAUAAUAUGUGAUAAAAAACUGGAUAGUACGCUUUCUUUUAAUAACUUGAUUAAAAUAAUAAUUAUGUUUUUUAAAAUUCAUAGACGAAAUGCUCUUCUCGUUACGCAUAGUAAUAUAGAAGAGUUGAUUAUACACAAGCGAAUAUCUUUUCUUAUCUAUAAAAUGAAUAGGGGAAAUAAUAAUAUCCAACAUGAUGAUAUAAAUAAUGAGACGAAUGAUGUUAAAAAUAAUAUAUAUGGUAGGAAAAAAAAAAAUAAAAACAUAUAUGGAAAUAAUAAUAAUAAUAAUAAUAAUAAUAAUAAUAAACAUAUGAAUAAAUCAAUUAGUACAAACAUAUUAAACAAAUAUAUAAAAAAUGAACAUAUUGUUACAAAACAUGUUAUUAGAACAGAUGAAAAAAAGAAGGAAUUGUUCUUUUGUACAUUUGUGAAUAUGACUACAUUAUUAUAUGAAAUCAUCUUGUUUUAUAAAAACAUAUCAACAAAUAAUAUAAAAAUAAAUUAUGAAUAUAUAGAUGAUACAUGGAAUAAUAUAAUAACCAAUAUAAUAAUAUAUAUAAAAAAUAAUAUACCUAUGGAAAGAAUAAAAAAGGAAACACAUUUACAAUCAAUAAUAUCUUUAUUAUAUAGUUUGACUGUAUUGAAUUAUAGCAAAUUAUAUGAAAACAUUUUUUAUAUAUUUGAAAGGUCUGUCGAUAUUAUACAUGACCUUUUUAAACAUAACAUGAGGAAAAUUAAUAUAAUGACAUUUGAUGAAUUGAAAAAUGAUUUGAAUGUUUCGUUUGUUAAUAUGUGUAAUGAUGAUAAUAAUAAUAAUAAUGAUGAUGAUAAUAAUGGUGAUGAUGAUAAUAAUAAUAAUGAUGAUAAUAAUGGUGAUGAUAAUAAUGAUGAUAAUAAUGUGAUCAAAUAUAAACAUUCCAAUGUGGAACCUAAAAAAUAUAACAAGGUAAAAUAUAAUAUGUAUAACACAUUUCAUAGAAACAUAAAAUUUAAAUAUAAACAAAAUAUAGUACAUAAUUAUUUGAAUAAAAUAGAUCCACUUCUUUAUAAUAAUUUUUUAUUCGUUUAUGUUCCUGAUUUAUUAUACUCACAAGAUAAUUGUACAGACAUGUUUACGUUAGAUGAGUUAACAAAGCUACUAUAUGCUCUUUCAUAUUAUCAGAAGGAAAUAGAAAAACAAAAGAAAAAUAAUAAAAGAAAAAUAUAUCAUAUUAAAGAUAUUAUUAUAUCUUUAUUACCUUAUGUCAACACUAUAGUUGAACGACAAAUAUUCAAAUUGCUUGUUAAUAAAAAUAAUAAUAUAUGUAGUAAAAUAAAAAACAUAGAAACAUGUAAUCUAAAUAUAUAUAAUAACGUAGAUCCUGUUGUAUAUAAAAAUAAACUUGCUGUGGGAAAAAUGGAAAAAAAUAACUAUGAUAAGAAUACAUGUUCUAUAUUAUCAUCUUAUAAAAAUUAUCUUAAUAUAUGUAAUGAUAAUACAUAUGUGGCUCAUUCCUCUAUCUAUUGUAUUGAAAAAAAUUUAAGUCAUUUGUUAAAUAUUUAUUACCAACACAAAAUUGUAGAUAUUAAAAUGUUCUAUAUCUUAACCUUUUUAUUAGCUAUGCCGAAAAAAAAGUAUAUAGAUUUAAUUAUUUUUAGUAAUAUAAUAAAUGCCUUAUCUAAAAUGUGUUAUACAUAUGAAAUGUAUGUCGUCCUUUUUUAUUUUGUUAAUAAGGUAUGCGGAAUAAGAAUUAGUGAAUAUGUCUUAAGUAAAUAUUUUUUUAGAAACGGGUUGGUGUUAAAGACUGUUGAAGAGGAGGAAAAAGAGGAAGAGGAAGAAAAAGAAAAGGAGAAAGAGGAAGAGGAAGAAGACGAAAAAGAGGAAGAAGAAGAUAAAGAGAAAGAAAAAGAGGAAGAAAAAGAGGAAGAAAAAGAUAAAGAGGAAGAAGACGAAAAAGAUAAAGAGAAAGAAAAAGAGGAAGAGAUCCAAAAAAAGGUUAAAAAAGAAAUCCAAAAAAAGGUUAAAAAAGAGAACCAAAAAAAGGUUAAAAAAGAGAACCAAUAUGAGGAAAAAAAAAAAGGUGGUGCUAAUAAAAUUCUUCCCUUUUAUAUUUGGAGAUCGUUUUUAAAAAAUAUACAAUUUAAUGUAAAAGAUCAACAUAUGUUAAAUAGUUUAGUUCCUGUUAAUAUAAUCAAAAUAAUGAAUGGAUUAAUUUUUUACAAAAUUAUGGAUAAAAAAUUUAUAGAAAGCAUUAUGUCAAAAAUUGAAAAGGCAUAUGUAUGCAAGGGGUCAGAAGUAAAUUUCUCAAGGAAUAGAAAAAAUAAUUAUAGUAAUAAUAAUGAAUCAUCUGAAAAGAUAGAUGUGUAUAAUAAAACAUAUGAAAUAAAAAAAAAUAAAAAUAUGUAUAAAAAGAUUAGUAGUAAUGAUAAAUAUAUGUUUAAGAAUGAAAAAGAAAAAUUUAAUUUUAUUUGUCUGAAUACCCUUCUGAAUUACAUGAGUUAUACGAAUGAUAUCCAAUAUUAUAAUAUAAAAGUUCAUUUAAUAAAGAUGAUAAAAAAUAUUAUAAUUAAAGAUGAAAAAAAGAUAGAUGUUAGAUUAUUAUGUAGUAUAUUUAUAAGUUAUACAAGAUUGAAUAUAUAUGACAAGAUAUUAUUUUAUAAUAUUUAUAAAAAAUUACAAACCCAAAAAUUAAAUUUUGGAAAUAUUAUAAGUAUCCUUUCCUAUAUGAAUAAAACGGCAAUAUAUGAUAAACAUAUUUUAUUUACAUGUUGUAAAGAUAUAUUUAAAAAAAUAAAUGAUAAAAAUAUAAUACAAAAUAAUCAAUUAUCACAUUUAAUUCAUUUCUUAUUUAUAUUAACAUCCAUAUCUCAAUUAUUUUUAUUUAACAAAUUUCAUAUUGUUUUAUCAUAUAUAUUUAGGAUACUUUAUUAUAUUUAUGUUUAUAUAAAUAAUCAACUAAUAAUAACAAAAAAAAAAAAAAAAAAUCAAUCUUUUCAACAUGUUAAUAUAAACAUUUCUUCAGUAAUAACAACACCAUUACCAAAGAACUUUAUUUCAAUGUUUGACAUAAGCUUAAAUAUUCUUUAUCACUUUUUUUUAUUAAUACCCUUACAUAAUCAUAAGAAUGUAAUCGAAUGUGUCAACAUAUCACACCUGAAUAUUCUUAAUUCGUUAUUAUCUUACAAAUAUAAACACAAAUAUCACGUUGCUCCAACACCCUCGGAUAUACAAAGAAGUGUACUAAACAUAGUAAACAAAAUGCUCCUUGGACAUGGAAAUAUAAAGGUAUCUUACGAGUAUAAAAUGCAUAACAUGCCUUAUCAAAUAGACAUUUUAAUAAUAAAGGGUGUUUAA